Molecule: messenger RNA, 564 nt
Organism: Exophiala aquamarina CBS 119918
Lineage: Eukaryota; Fungi; Ascomycota; Eurotiomycetes; Chaetothyriales; Herpotrichiellaceae
Product: DNA-directed RNA polymerase III subunit RPC8
Exons: 5
Coding region: 1-564 (187 amino acids)
Biological process (GO): DNA-templated transcription; transcription initiation at RNA polymerase III promoter
Cellular component (GO): RNA polymerase III complex
Source: RefSeq, a predicted model, not a curated record
AUGCUGACGAUUCAGACAACAAUCUCCGAUCUCGUCCAGAUCCCGCCGCACGGGUUCCGCAACAACCAGAUCACCCGCGAUGAUCUCGAAGACAGGAUCAACGAGAAAUACUCCAACAAAGUCUUGCAGAAAGUCGGACUGUGUAUUUGCAUGUACGAUCUCUUAAAGGCUUCAGACGGGUUGAUAGGUAACGGGACUGGAAAUGCCAACGUCAACGUUGAAUUCCGCAUGAUCGUGUUCCGACCUUUCAAAGGUGAAAUCAUCACAGGCACAGUGCAAAAUUGUACUCCGGCGGGCAUCCAGAUCACCACGCAAUUCUUUGAAGACAUAUUUGUUCCCCAGACGAUGCUCUUCGAGGGAUGCGAAUACAACGAAGCCGAAAAAACAUGGUUAUGGAGAACGGAAGAAUCCGAGCUCUGGUUCGAUAUCGGCACGGUCGUGAAUGUCCGAGUCGAAUCAGAGAAGUGGCAGGAUCAAGCACCCAAAGCCCCAACCAAGAGUGCCGGAGGUGAUGCGGUGCAGGAGCGUGCAGUGCCUUUCUCCAUCGAGGUAAGCAGCGUAUGA